Aspergillus melleus is the source of this 357-nucleotide messenger RNA. RefSeq lists its product as uncharacterized. The transcript has a single exon. The record is from RefSeq and is a predicted model, not a curated record. NCBI's taxonomy places the organism in Eukaryota, Fungi, Ascomycota, Eurotiomycetes, Eurotiales, Aspergillaceae. Bases 1 to 357 code for a protein of 118 amino acids.
AUGGGCGGGAUUCUGGUGAAAGAGGCCAUUGCUACUGCUUACCAUGGCGACGAGACCUAUGCUUCAAUACCGGCGAUGACCUACGGGAUUUUCUUCUUCGGCGUUCCGCAUUACGGCUCCCAGCACGCUUCCUGGGGGCAGACAGCCGCUAAGGUCAUCCGCAGUUUCAACAAUCAGAUCAACGAGUCAUUUUUACGAGCCGUCGAGGCGCAGUCGUCGUAUAACGAUUCGCUCAAUGCCAGAUUCCGGCCUCUACUGGAGGCGUAUAGGUUCUUUACUAUCUGCGAGACCAUGCGUGAGGUGGUCGGGGGAGUCAAUAUUGGGUUGGUAAGAAUAAACCAUGCGCUUAUUACCUAA